GAACCAUUGAUAGAAUGACGUCCUAAGUCAAGAGUUCAGGUUCAAGAUUUGAUUGGCUCGUCUUGAGUAACUUUAUUGGAGGGUAGCAUUUACCGUCUGCUUUGCAACAUCUUUUGCACUCCCACACUUGACAAUCUUCUUCGGGUACUCAGCACUGAAAGUGUUCAUUACUUCGUCUGCGACAUCAAAAACAUAUAUUAGAGUGUCUUGUGGUAAUUUGUUUGCCAGAUGUCUUGCCAUCGGCAAACCCAUUGCCCCAAGCCCAAUGAACCCAAUGGACUCAUAGGAUUCGCUCCCUGACGAUCCCAUCUUGACGUCUGUGCAAAGAGAUGGAAAUAGAAUGGGAAUUUUCAAGCAAAUGGACAGAUUAAAAUUGAUCAUUGAUAUGAUAGAAGUUCCCCUUAGAUCACCAAUCGAUGCUUCUUACCCCAAUUCAGCGGAACAGUUCCUGAAGUCAAACACCACAACGUUAAUUAAUCGGGGCUUUCUUGUAUCCUCAUGCAAGAAUCCCAACAUAUCGACGACUGGUCACCAUGUCCUCUAUAUUCGUGAAGAACUCCGGUCCUCCCUCGCCUCCAUUGGAAAUUGUAAUAGUUCAAAUCCACGCCCUCUCAGCGGGCCAUUUCUCGCUUCCGGAAUAUCAAUUCGUACAUCCUGCUUCGAAGACGGCGAGACAUACUGUUCCCUCACUCGCGUUUCUUAUUCAACAUGACGAUGUCGAAACGGGGAAGAAGACGAGAAUUGUGUUUGAUUUGGGAUUGCGCCGGGAUGUGAAUAGAUACUCGGAGCCGAUUAGGAAACACACAGAGACGAGACAACCGAUGAGAACGGAUCCGGAUGUGGUCAAAAGUCUUGCUGUUGGGAAUCUGACACCGGAUGAUAUUGAUUAUGUUAUUUUAUCUCAUGUACAUUGGGAUCAUAUUGGAGAACCUCGCGACUUUCCCAAGAGUCAAUUUAUAAUUGGAUCCGGAGCCAAAGCACUUCUUCAAGGUACUUCCACAUCACUCCGAGGAGGACACUCUUUCUUCGAGGUCGAUCUACUACCAGAAUCGAGGACGACAGAACUCGCAAGUCCCUCAUCAGGCGAAAGCUUCAGGAAGCCACUUGCACCCGGACAGCCCGACUUUCAUCAAAACUGGACAAUUCAUCCCAUGUUUCCAAACGUAAUGGAUAUCUUCCAAGACGGCAGUCUUUACAUCGUCGAUGCGCCUGGACAUCUUCCUGGCCAUAUCAAUCUCCUAGCCAAGACAGGACCUAACGAGAGUGUCUAUCUUGGAGGUGAUGCAUGCCAUGACAGGAGAAUCAUCCGAAUGGAAAAGAAGAUUGGGACUUGGACGGAUGAGGAGGGACAUACGUGCUGUAUACAUGCUGAUAGGAAAGAGGCUGAACGGACGAUUGAGCGGAUUCGCUUGAUUGAGGAGCAAGGGGUUGAGGUUAUCUUUGCUCAUGAUGUGGAGUGGGAAAGGGAUCCCAAGAAUAGUGGACGCUUUUGGGGAGCAACUUAGGACAACUAGAUAUUUUAGAGGAAAAAUCUUUCUGCACAGUAGGUAGAAUCGAGAUUCUUUCGAGAAGCAGGAACGAGCAGAUCGAUUGGCCGAGUCGUCGGCUUACCCACAUAUGUCAACAUAAGACUACAAAAAAAUGUACCUACAAAACAACAGUGA
Messenger RNA from Cadophora gregata, 1664 nucleotides. RefSeq lists its product as uncharacterized. The transcript has 3 exons. The coding region runs from base 534 to 1505 and encodes 323 amino acids. NCBI's taxonomy places the organism in Eukaryota, Fungi, Ascomycota, Leotiomycetes, Helotiales, Ploettnerulaceae. The record is from RefSeq and is a predicted model, not a curated record.